This is a messenger RNA of Notolabrus celidotus (New Zealand spotty), 2626 nucleotides long. RefSeq names its product DEF6 guanine nucleotide exchange factor c (gene def6c). NCBI's taxonomy places the organism in Eukaryota, Metazoa, Chordata, Actinopteri, Labriformes, Labridae. The transcript is spliced from 12 exons. Bases 447 to 2360 code for a protein of 637 amino acids. Gene Ontology annotation, cellular component: cytoplasm; nucleus. The record is from RefSeq and is a predicted model, not a curated record.
UAAAGCCUCGCUAUGACUCUUGAAUCUGAUAACAGUCAUCCCUCUUGUUUGGAUUUUGCCUGACAACGUUUUGAAGAAUUCAGACACCUAACUGGAUAAAUGUGACCUGCUUUGGGAAAGUUAUCUGUGAAGCUCUGUCUAGAAAGUUUGUCCGUUUUUAUCACGGCGAGGAAUUUUCCAACGGAUAUGUGGAGAAUGUAAACCAGACUUUUCGGAUCGCUUUUGUUUAAGGAAACGUAUCUUGGAGGAAAAUAUAGGCCCGUACCUCAUCUCUCCGCCUCUUUAGGUCUGCCCUACAUCUCUCUCCUCUUGGUCCCUUGUAGUUUUGCACUCUGUCCCACAUUUAUCUAGCGAUCCUCGCCACUAUCCGCUUGGUCGUUGCUGCGUAAAAGUCGACGCGCUGCGCUUGGAAAUGUGGCUUUUUUACGCACGAUAAGGUCUCCAAAAUGGACUUACGAUCCGAACUCCUCAAGUCCAUCUGGUACGCUUUCACAUCGCUGGACGUCGAGAAGUGUGGGAAAGUCUCCAAGUCGCAGUUAAAGGUGCUUUCUCACAACCUGUACACAGUGCUGAACAUCCCACACGACCCUGUUGCUCUGGAGCAGCACUUCCAGGAUGACGAUGAUGGGCCGGUGUCUAAUCAUGGCUACAUGCCCUACCUCAACAAAUACAUACUGGACAAGGUCAAAGAGGGGAUGUUCGAUAAGGAGAAGUUUGACGACCUGUGCUGGAUGAUGACCAGGAAGAAGAAUUUCAAGGGCGUACCAGCGGGGGCGCCGCUUUCUGAAAGAGACUGUUUCAAGCUCUUCUGCUUAUUCAACCUCCUGUCUGAGGACCGCUACCCGCUGGUGAUGAUACCAGAGGAGCUAGAGUACCUCCUCAAGAAAAUCUUGACAGCGAUGAGCCAGGAGUGGGAUGAGAAGCCCUUGGAGGACUUAAUAUCCCAGGAUGCCUCAGUGCGGGACGAGGGCAUGUCUGUGUGGAGCUUCCUGGAGCACAUGAUCGCAGGCCGGCUGCUGAGAGUCACCAGUGCCGAGGCCUUCAGUCUGGCUCUGAAUGAGGUUUUUCUGGAGAUGUAUCACAACGUCUUGAAGAGGGGUUAUAUGUGGAAAAAGGGGCAUGUACGAAGGAACUGGACUGAACGCUGGUUUGUGCUGAAGCCUGCAUCCAUGGCUUACUAUGUCAGUGAGGUCCUUAAAGACAAGAGAGGGGAGAUCAUGCUGGAUAAGAACUGUGUGGUAGAGCCUAUUCCUGACAGAGAGGGGAAACGCUGCAUGUUCUGUGUGAAAACACACAAUAAAACCUUUGAGAUGAGCUCCUCAGACCAGAGACAGAAGGUGGAGUGGACUCAAGCUAUACAGACCGCACUCCGUCUCCUGAGCGAAGGUAAAACCUCCCUACACCAAGAACUCAAACUGAAGAGGCGGGUCCACAGGGAACACAGCCAACGAGAGCGCUCCAGGAGCUCCCGCAGCAGCUGCAGCAGCCGCAGCAGCCAAUCAGACGACUCGAAUUUCCAAGAGCUGGAGAAGAUGGAGAAAGACAAAGACAGACAGGAUCUGGAGAUUGAAAGCAUCAUACAGCAUGCACGUGAACUUGAAACCAGAAGAAGAGAGGCAGAGGAGAAAGAGAGGAGGAAACAGAAGGAGGUGCAGAUGGAGUUGGAGAGACAGCUGAAAGAGGCCGAGACGUUGAGAGACAGCAUGCAGGCCGAGAUGCAGGAGAAGGACAGAGAGGCUGAGCAGCAGAAGAAGAGGAUCCAUGAUUUGGAGCUGACGCAGCGGAAACUCGAAGCUGCUCUCCACAUGGAGAUCCAGGCUCGGCUGGAGGAGGAGAGAGCGAGACAGGAGCUGGAGAGGGUGUUGCUCGUGGAGGAGGAGAAGAAGAAGCAGUUCAAGCUCCUGCAGGAGCAGCAGAGAUCCCUGAAGAGCCUCAGCACCAUACAGGAGGCUCCGGACGGCAUCACAGACAAGGUCACCCCCUCAGCACUUCACUCAGCCUCCAUGGAACUUCAGGACCUGCGGGCAUCACGCCAGAGGAGCCACCAGCGCCUGGAGGAAGUACAAGAGAGGCUGAGGAAUGCCAGUCAACAUGUGCGGCACUGGAACGUCCAGCUGAACCGUCUGAUGACACCCCUCUCUCCUGGAGAACGUUUGGAACAUCGCCUAUCAUCAAAAUUCAUGUGUCCCAAAAAGGAAGGAGCACUGGCGAGUAAUGAGUUUAUCUCUAAGUUCAAGAUAAGACCCAAUCAGAACAUGCAGAUAUCUGAAGACGACGAGAGGCUGGGGGAGCAGCUGGAGGCCAUCAACUUGUCCGAUGGAACGGACGACACGCAGGGAAAAGCCAACGGACAAAUGUGAUCUCCAGGGAGACACCCGGGGGGGAAUAAUCUUUCUAAUCUACAAGUCCAGACAUGAAAAAAGAAUAUUUUUAUUGGUUUAAGGUAGAGUGAAAGGUAGAUGGAGAGAGAAUGCAAACAGCAUUUUUUUUGUAUUUAUAUGUUGAAAUACACACGAAGAUGGAGAGUGAAGAUGACAUGAUGAGAUUGGUGAAAACACAUCUGAGUAAUUUCAACUGAGAUUUACAAUUUUGUACAAUAAAAGUUUUAUUGCUGAAUUAAUGAUAA